CGCGUGUCCUUCCCUCCCCACAACUUUUUGUUCAUCAACAACAAUCUCCACCUCCUCGACAUCCGCCACCACCAACAUAAUAGGAGCAACAACCACAACGACUGUCUCUAGAACAUCGCGCUUACACUCCUUCGUAUCCGCUACGCGACCUCAAUAACUCUCCCCACUCUCAUUCAACUAAUCGACCUCUGUCGGAGCGCAAGACAGCCAUCCCGUUGUCCCUGACAACCAACGACUGAACAAAAACAUCCUUGGCGAACCCGAUACAUCAUCACCAGCAACACCGCCACCCACCAUGCCUCCCAUCCGCUCAACCCCGGUACGGGAACGACUUGCUGAGCCCCGUACACCUGUAGUACACGUGCCCGAGGAGGACGAUGGCUUCAACCCCGCUUGGGCAAUGAACCCGGAGAAUCCCUUCCGCAGUUACCAACCUAUUGCACCCAUAGAACAGGAGCCGGAAGUGAGCCGAUUACCUGCGCCGCAGGUGUCUGUAACCCGUGUUCAACCUCAAGUUGCUACCUACGAUCAUGAUGCUCUCGACAGUCUUACGUGGGGAGUCUUGAUUCCUCUGGCGGUCGUCUACAACACGGUCAAAGGUGUCUGCGAUUUAGCAACCGGAGCGGUGUAUGCCACAUGUCGGGGUGCGAAGGCCGUUGCGCGCGUCGGCGGUGGUGUCAGUCGCAAGGUCUUUCCCAACCGCUACGAUCCAAUUGGCAGGUCGAGGCGAGUCAGUAGAACCCCACAGAAGCAGAUACCGGCCGACAGCAUGCUGGCUUUGCCGCCGCAUAUGGUAGGCGCGACGCCUAACGUAGUGCGACGAGCCAGAGGAGAGCGUCUGAGAGGAGACCCGAACAACCGCACUCCGACUGUCGACGAAGCGAAGAAGUGGAACCUAUUCCAUGAAACGCCCCUUCGGAAGAAGCCCGUUGUUGCCGAGACACCUCUACCCAAUGGCCCUGGUAGUACCCCGUGGAAAACACCAAAGUUUGAGUUCAAUAUGAGCCAAAAGAAGAGCAAGACCGGCAAAUCUAAAGAAUUUGCAAUGAAUGUUCACAAGGGUGAAUUCAAAGAGUGGCUCAAGAUGCUCAAGAGACACGGAUUAGGCACAUCGACUUUGCGCCGAGAGCUCACCGAAAACCUCACAUUUCCUACGAACCUGAUUCUGGAGCUCUACGAUAACAAGAGCGAGGACCUUAACCGCCUCGUCAAGUGCCUUGUCCACGAAGGAUUCACCGCUUUCUACAGGCUCAACGUUCCGGUCAUCAAGCCAACUGCUCCAAUUAAGUUUCGGAAGGGCGAGGUACGAAACAUCGACCUUGACGCUGUGCAUCAGCAAGAGGAUGGCUGCUGCAAGUUCUGUCGUGGCUUCGCUUGGGCUGGUCAGGUGGAGGAACGUGAAAUGGAUAAGGAUGGCGAGGUGCCAUGCCGCAGUCAACACAAGACUGUCGUGCCCUACACCGAGGAGGAAAAGGCCGUUUUUGCUCAGAACAAGUACGACAUGCUCUUCAGACGUUGGUGCCAGGAAUCACGCUACGAUUGGAUAUUCGAGGCCCCAAGGUUGAAGAAUUGGGAAAUUCCCCAGGACGAUCCCAGAUUGCGCCACAUCUCGAUGCUCAGGCAGCAGCACAAAGCUACUUACGGAGCGCCCAAGAUGUAUGAUGCCGACCUUUUGGCGGGCCGCAACAACCUCCGCGAGGACAUUACGAGGCAAGAUGUGGCGGCAAAGAUCAUGAUCGAUGCCAUCAGGAAGGAGAACCCCGCGUUGGCCGAUGCAUACGCCAAGUUGGACCUUGAGCGGAAACGCAGACAGGUCCGCGCCGACUGGCUCUGCAUCAGGCAAGUCAAGGCUGUUCGCAAGGAACCGCCGAAAAAGGAGAAGGCUCCCGUCAAACCCGUCGUUGCCGAUCCACCACCUGCACCGGUAACCGCCCUCGUCAAAGUACAAAAGGCGGUAACCAAGAGGAAUGCGCAAAGCGAAGAAUACGACCAAAAACCUAGCAAGAGAGUCAAGAUCACGGAGGAGACACGCGAGCGCAACGGCAAGAGAAUUAAGUUCGACGAAGAGCACUACCAGGAGAAGUCUGCCAGAAAACCCGAGAAGCCCGCCAGAAAAUCCGUCAAAUUCGCUCCCGAACCCCAGGGGCCGCAUGUCAGCAACGGCAACACGGCCAUCAAGGGAAUUCUCAAGGAGUCCGGGACUUUCGAGAAAGCAUCCCAGGCACUGGUAGCAUUCAAGAAGCUUCCACCAAAGAAAAAGGCUCCUACCAAGUCGAUCUCCUUCAACACUCAACCUCAACCUAUCCCUCCGACGGGAACCGAGCCAGUCGCCUCGGGACUGCCCGAGAAGGUUCCGCUUUCUCAGAUCUCGUACUCACCAACUACCCGCCUCCUCUCCCGGCCCAUUCCAAAGAUCAACUUCGCGGCGGUUCCCUCUCUUCGGCCUGAGGGUUCUGGUUCAGAACCAACCUUCUUCUUCGGAGCCUCCUCCAAGACUGUGUCCUUCAGUGCUCGCCUCCCACCUUCUUUCGACCCAGUCCUCAUUCGACAGCAAUACAAGUUGGGCUGCGCCAACGCCGGAAGCUACUGGGAUGACCUUGACCCUCACGGGUGGCAACCAGACCCAGCCCUGACCGUAGAAGAGAACAACGCGCUCCGUAUCAACUACAACAUCCAGAAAGCCGCGGACGCCGCGAAACGCGAGCAAGAGCUGAGGGAGUUGGAGCGAGAGGAGGAAGCAGCCAGAAAUCUCUCGAAAGAAUCCGAAACUCACGCCAGAGGAUUGAACGAGAUGAACAACAAUGCAGCAAGACGGACAAAUGAACAAGGCUUCAAGGCUUUCAGUGGAUAG
Messenger RNA from Tricharina praecox, 2851 nucleotides. RefSeq lists its product as uncharacterized. The transcript is spliced from 4 exons. The record is from RefSeq and is a predicted model, not a curated record. Bases 296 to 2851 code for a protein of 851 amino acids. Lineage: Eukaryota; Fungi; Ascomycota; Pezizomycetes; Pezizales; Pyronemataceae.